UUGAAAUAAAAGUUUCCAAAGUACUCAUAUAAACUCUUACAAAUUUUAGGGAGCUGUCGGGAAAGUCUUAAUAUGGGUGGCUUUUUGGAGAAACCAGAAACGGGAAAGCAAGUGAGUGAGGGUGACGGAAAUGGACUUCGAUACUGCGUGAGUUCCAUGCAAGGCUGGCGAUUGGAAAUGGAAGAUGCCCACUCGGCUGUUUGCAGACUAAAGGAACCUUUUGAAGACUGGUCGUAUUUUGCGGUAUUCGAUGGUCAUGCAGGAAAUAGAAUAUCACUGCAUUGCGCCGAGCACCUGUUGGAUACUAUAAUAACAUCCGAAGCUUUUGCGACGCAAAGAUUUGACGCUGGGAUAAAAGAAGGUUUUCUGCAGUUGGAUGAGGAUAUGAGGAAGAUAUAUCAGGAUAAGCCAGGGGGUUCGACGGCCAUCUGUGUUUUUAUUUCGGCAGAGAAUAUCUAUUUGGCCAACUGCGGUGAUUCGAGGGCUGUAAUAUCGCGACAUGGACAAGCUUCCAUCAGCACCGUCGACCAUAAGCCAUAUUAUCCGAAGGAGAUGGAACGUAUUCAGAAUGCCGGUGGAAAUGUGAUGAUAAAACGAGUGAACGGCACCCUCGCAGUUUCACGGGCCCUGGGUGACUUUGACUUCAAGAGUGAUAAUUCUAGGUCGGUUAUCGAUCAGUUGGUGUCGCCAGAGCCAGAUAUUACAGUUUGCCAGCGUAGCGAAGAUGAUGAGUUUAUAAUAAUUGCCUGCGAUGGCAUUUGGGACGUGAUGACCAGUUCCGAAGUUUGUGACUUCAUUGGCUCGCGUCUUUUCGUGACCGAUAACCUGCCGAUGAUUGUUAACAGCGUUAUGGACAUUUGCCUGCACAAGGGCAGCAGGGAUAAUAUGACCAUGCUCCUCGUACUUUUGCCGGGUGCACCGGUAAUCAAUAAGGAUGCCGUUAAGGCCGAAACAAAUCUUGAUAAAACUGUUGCUCAACUAACAAGACAAAUCAUUGAGAAACAUGAAAUAACCGACUUUGAAGUUCUUAUUCGCCUUAUGAAAAGAAUGGCCAGUAAUAUACCAAAUCUACCCCCAGGUGGUGGUAUUUAUGCCAAAUAUUAUAUUAUUGAGCAAGUUUUCCAUGAGAAAUUUCCUGAUGCACCAUCUGAAAUUUACGAUUAUUUUACUUUGUAAAAUUGUGUUGAAUAAAAAGUAAAAAGCAAAAUGUGAA
Molecule: messenger RNA, 1213 nt
Organism: Drosophila rhopaloa
Lineage: Eukaryota; Metazoa; Arthropoda; Insecta; Diptera; Drosophilidae
Product: protein phosphatase 1B
Exons: 1
Coding region: 73-1176 (367 amino acids)
Biological process (GO): negative regulation of stress-activated MAPK cascade; protein dephosphorylation
Cellular component (GO): nucleus; cytosol
Molecular function (GO): magnesium ion binding; protein serine/threonine phosphatase activity; manganese ion binding
Source: RefSeq, a predicted model, not a curated record